Molecule: messenger RNA, 13457 nt
Organism: Strongylocentrotus purpuratus (purple sea urchin)
Lineage: Eukaryota; Metazoa; Echinodermata; Echinoidea; Camarodonta; Strongylocentrotidae
Gene: vps13b
Product: vacuolar protein sorting-associated protein 13B
Exons: 54
Coding region: 313-12582 (4089 amino acids)
Source: RefSeq, a predicted model, not a curated record
GCUAGCUAGCUGAGCUGUCGCUGUCAGCUGGGGUUCAUUUAUCUUGAUAAUUAGGAAUGCUGCACAAAAUACAAAGCUGGGACAAAACCAUUGGUAGGAUUCUUCAUAUUGAUAACCCAGCCCAUCUCAGUUAUCUCUGCAAAGGAGCUAAGUUGACACGCUACAGUACUGUUGGAUGUUGUGUAAUGAAGCUAAGCUCGUAUAGUCGAACGAACCAAAGCAAAUUAGCUCCAUGUUCAACAGUCUGAAGAAAGUGUAUUUUAGGGUGUAGUAGAAGCAAACCUAUAAUCUUGAAGAGGUAAGCUGAUCACCAUGCUGGAAUCCUACAUAUCACCGUUCCUGUUGGGCUAUGUGGACAAGUACAUCAAGAACAUUAAACCAGAGGACCUACGGCUCUCACUCUGGGGUGGAGACCUGGUCCUGAACAAUCUGGAACUACGCCUAGAUGCCUUGGAACGUGACCUCAACCUUCCCCUCUCGUUUGUGAGUGGCUUCAUCCAUGAGCUGCGUAUACACGUUCCGUGGACUCGGAUCGGCUAUGAGCCGGUCGAGAUCACAAUCAACACCAUCGAGUGCACCGUCAAACUGCGUGAUGCCGAGGCGGACGACAAUGACAGCGUCAGCUCCAAGUCGAGCACCAGUACCAACAAAUCCAGAACGGAGAGUGGUUCGAAGAUGAAGCCCAAAGAGGACAUUCAAGAUGCCAGUCUCUCGCCGGGCUACGUGACUUCUCUCAUGAACAGGGUGCUGCACAAUGUCCACGUCUCCAUCAAGAACUUGAUUCUGAAGUACGUAGAGGAUGACAUUGUCCUCUCCGUCAAUGUGCAGUCCUUUGCCACUUUUGCCACCGACAGUGACUGGCAGAAGGCUUACCUUGAACUCUCCUUGCCAGAGCUGGUCCUGAGACGUGUCUGUAACUUCACGGACAUCACCGUCUGCCUGGACAAGCGCAAUGCAAGCGGGAAAAUUGAAGUUUACCAGGAGCCUGUGACCUUCAGGUGUGCGGUAGCGGCCCGCAUGCACCUGACCUACAACAGUCUGAAUGCAAAACGGGUUAGCGCUGUCAAGGUCAGUACUCACUGUGAAGAGUUGAAGAUGUCGUUGUCCGACACGCAGCUUCCGAUGUUCCUCAGGGUUCUGCAGCUGGUUGUGGCACUGUACUUUGGUUCUAUUGACCUUCAGAAAGCAGAGCUGGAAGGAGAUCAGAGCAUCAAGGAAGAAGAGACAAACCAAACAGCUACUCCAUUAGCAGAGAAUGAUGAGGCCCAUGUUGAUCUUGAUCCCUCGUCAUCCUGGACAUCGUGGGCAUGGUCGUUUGUCCCAGAGGCUCUGACGUACGAUGAAGACGAUGACCAAGAAGAAGGGGCCGUUAAUCGAUUUGGUGGGGGCAAACUGCGGAAGCGCCAGGAACCCAUUCUCUCCAUUGGCUUCUUCUGUGACAAGGCUUCCCUGGAAUUCAAGGUGACCGACCCCGUCAGUGAACGUAGUCUGUACACCAGACCCAAGCUGAGCUUCCAUCAGACGCUGCUCUUUGAGAUGGAAGGGACAGCCGUAGACAUCCUGCUCAAAGGAGAGGGUUUCUUUGCCUUUCAGCUAGGCAUCAGCCACAUGGGACUCUAUGGUGGCGGCUCCUGUCCAUGCGGCAUUGCUAAGGAACUUGAGGAUCGCAGCUGUUACGUCCAUCUUGGAGACGCCGACUACAAGGACAAGUCCAACAACUACCUCUCUCUGACCCUGUUUGAUGCCGACAGUCCAGAAAACAACAGCCAGAAGACCAUCUACAUCCUGGAUGCAGAGCACCAUCAGUCCGUCUACACGGAGAAGGUCUCCAUGAAGAAAUAUGGGGCGUUCUGGAUGGACUACCUCUACACCUACGAGAAGCUGAGGGGGCUUGAUGGUAAUGACAGCACAAGCAGAUCGUCCCAUCAGAGUGAGACAGACCCCAUCUUCACGACGAAAGAGACCUCGUGGAAGCGGUUUGUCUUUGCUCUGACCUCUGUCGAUGUUAGCAGCUCUUUGGUCCAUCGUCUUCAACAGUUCAUGUUCUAUGCAGGAAACCAUGACUAUGAACCAUACAGUACUCCACAGCCAGAGAUUGUUGAUGAAAAGCGCCCCAUCCCCACGCCUGAGCAGGUAGCAGGAUUAGAAGAGUCCAUUCCUCAGAGGCACUCUCACUUUGCUCUGCUGGGCCUCGAUGUCAUCGUCAGAGCAGCAGAACAUGGAGAAUAUGACACCAGCGGGUGCAGUGAGGAGAGCACAUUUGUGCCUGUAGUCCCAGCUACUGCAAUCCCUGCUGUGAGGAUCCAAUGCGAGAGAGGGGACUACCAAGUCACAGUGCCCAUGUACGCUAGGCAACUCAUUGCAGCGGCCAGCAAAGUAUCUCACCCCAGCUCGGCUCUCAUGCACCACUGCUAUGGCCAGAAAAGCAUCAAGGUAUUUGGAUUGCAAGCUGGUUUGACCUGUGACCCUUGUGCUCCUGCUGACCCCUCACCCCCAUACCUUCAACUACUCCAGCCAUGCAGCUUUGCAGGACUGUCAAAAACGUUGUGCCUACCUAUGUACUGGACCGACCCCAACAUUGUCAAGUCAGAAAUGAUGCUAGAGGUACCAGCAGCCAGAUUAGACUUCACCAAGGCUCAACUUCUUCUCCUCAUCUACAUCCAACAGAGCUGGAUGGGCAAAAGUCAGACAAACAACUGGCUAGAGGAGACUAGCUUGAUGUACGAUGUAUUUACAACAGCAGGAAGUGAUACCUCAGAGAGUCAAGCUGGAAUUGUAGCCUCUUUGUCCAGUCUGGAGUGUAGAUGUGUCACCAACGACUGUGUCAAGGCUGUGUCUGGAAGCAUCGGACAAGCAAAGGUUGCCAUCAAAGACCAUGGUGAAGAUGUUCCGACACCUGUGUUUCAGGGCCCGCUCCAGACCGACAAGUAUCACCUGAUUACCUGCAUGGUACCAACCUCCAGGGCUACUGCUAGUCCUGUCACUAGCCCAAGAACCAAUGAGGCUUGCUUCCUUACAGUCACUGCCCAGCUACCGCAAGAUGACAAGCAUAAAGGUUCCCUAGGUGCUCUCCUGUUGAAGAUUGAAGGGACGUCCGUCUGCCUGGACCCAGUCCUGUAUUCAUGGCUUCUCUACCAGCCAAGCAGGAGACUGGUGACAUCUCACAUCUCAAGGGAUUCACCAGAUAGGACAGAAAAGAGUAUACCCACUGAGAUGAGGUCACCAGCCAAGAAGGCAUCAUCUCAAGGAUCUGAGACUUACAAGGCGCCAAAAAGUGGCGGUAGAUUCAGCAAGCAGAAGUCCCUCACAGCCACUGCUGUUAUGGAAGAUGGUGAUGUCAGUAAGGCUGAAGCUAGCAGCCAAGUAAACCAAUUUGAUGAAGUCAUAGCAAAACUAAAAGAGCUGAUCAUCCAGGUGGAUGUUUCACCGUGCAUCGUUGCCUGGCCAACAAAGCACCUCACCUUCCCCUCGUCCGACACCACCAUCCCACAAUGCCUAUGUGACCUUGUGACCUCUGGAGGUCAAGGGUCAGACUAUCCACCACCACCACCUCCUCCUGCGGUGCUGGUUGUGUGUGUACCAGCCCUGUCCGUCCACAGCUCGGGACACAAGGCUGUGGAUCCUGACCAGGAUAUACCACUCAGCAGGAUGGACCUUCCUCAAGAUCCAGGAGAGAAAUUUCCCUGGACCAUCAAGGCCAGAGACUUUUCCAUUUACUCACUCCACGACUGCCAGAGGGUGUACUACCUGCUGAAGCCAAUGGCAAUCUCCACUACACUGGCCCUUACAGCCAACAAACACCCUCCCUCUGAAGCAGAGGAGAAACCAGGCCUUGGUCUAGGUGUGCACACCGACAUGCCUGCAGUCAUAUUCAAGUGCUCCGAUGCUCAGGUUACCUUAGUUCACAAACUCCUGCAGGGAGUCCUAGACUGCAAGCAAGAGCUGGCCCAGGCUUUCAACUUCUCCAACAUUGGAUCUUCAACUCCUCCUGCACCUGUCCUCCUAUCAUCAAGUCCCAGACGUGGGGGCGGCCCCGCCCCCACAAUCCCCUCGUCUCCUUCCAAGUCAGUGCCUCCCAUGGCUACCAGUACUACCAACAGCAGUCAGGCUUCAUCCGGUCAAGCAGACAGCACUGUGGAGAUGCAGAGUGUAUCCAUGCCAAGCGAGGCACCAGCCUCCAGCCAGGGGGCCGGGACUGGGUCGUUGACCUCUGCGUGCGGGGUCAAGCUCUCCCUGUGGGUGCAGUGGACCCUACAUAAACUCUCGGUCGUAGUCUAUGGAAAGGACAAGAUGGCAGUGGGUCAGGAUCAAAUCGUGAAGCUUUGUGCAGACAUGGAGGACCUAACAACCAGCAUCGACCUUCAAGAGGUUUACUCCAAGGUCACCUGUAAAGUAGGGGCUCUCAAUGUUCAUCACUUUGUGAAAAGUGAGAAAGCCUGGACACCUGGACCGUUCAAAGGUGUUCUCCUGUCCUGCACAGAUACCAUGUCACACAACAUAGAGAUGUCUCCGCCCUUCAAGCGCCUUCGCACCAACUCCCAGACGAACAAUCCUUUCUCCCUGCACCCAAGCAAAGCAGCUGAAGCCAAACAGACGCACGCCUUCAUGUCCUUGACAUGGACGUGCGCCCUAGGGACGUCGGUAGCGCAGAAGAUGUCCGGCGGGAAGCAAGAGAAGCAAGGAGAUGGAUCGAAGACUAGCGAUGAAUCCUCUAUGCAGAAGCGCUUUGUGAACGAAGUGAUCCUAUCCUCGCAGGCAUUUGAUCUGAUCGUCUGGUGCCCCAUCGUGGCAUCCACUUUGGACGUUCUGAUGGCUGGAUUGGCUGUCGAAGGCAGCAGCAAGCCGGACUCUCUUCACGCUCCACGGAAGCCCGACUUCAAGAUGCACACCAUCCCUGAGGCUAAGCACGAAGGAAGCAUCGCAUCGGACGCCAUGUCCUGGCAGAGUAUCUCUCACCGAUCCACCAAGUCGCAGAGAUCGAUUCGAUCCUUGAAAUCCAGCCAACCCUCUGCGGGUAUCUCAGACUGGCUGACGAGUUCCAAACUCCCACUGCUCUACCUGGACUGCAAGGAGAUCAGGACCUUCAUUCCAGCUGGUCUGGUGAAUGAUCACGGUGGGCCUGGACUGAUGAAAGGAGUAGAGCAAGACCUGUUCCUGUUCCAGAUCUCACAGAUCUCCUUGGUUCCAUAUGCUGAUAAUCCUCUCCAGCGCUUAGUAGUGAAGCAAGACACAUACAGGAAAGCUACCAUAGCAGGUAUCACCCAGCAGCCUGGGUCAGAGGUCGAGGACAGGCAGUAUCAGCUGGAUGUCAAUGGCAUCAGCUUGAAUGUUGCAUCCUGGGAGCAGGUCAUGAGGUCGUCAGAGCAGGGCAGGAUGAAGGUCUCGUCAGGGGUGACUAGGUCCAAGACACAGAACCCAGCAUUGGAGUGGAACCUGUCGCUACCUACGCAAGACCCAGAAGAGGUCAAACUGACUCCUGUCAUUCAAGACUUUGACCUUCACCUUGUAGCAGCACCGGCCAUAGUUAUGGAGAAGACAAAACCUGACAAAGGGAAGCAUAAAGUCGUUAUCUGCGGCCACUCUGUCGAGUUCAAUGUCUCCACCGAUCUCAACCUCUACCUCAGUACCGAGCAGGUGCACCUUGCCCGUCGAGUCCUGGAUUCAAAUCUCCAUCACCUGCUACAGGGGAGAACCACCACCACCGACAUGCCGCCUCCUCAGCAACCAGCAGACCACACCCGACCCCCAACCUCCCUAGAGGACAGCGGGUUGGGUAGUGAUUGUGUCUCUGGCUCCCCUCCCACAGAGUUCACCGAGGCCACGCGUCUUACUGUCUCCAGUCCUCCGAGGUCAUCGGGCAGCCACGAUGCAAAGACAGUUGCCAUGGAAACGGGAGACGGGAAGCCCAAGAAGAAGUCGAGGAUGAAGGGGGUGACCCCUUUCGACUUUCUGAUGACUGGCAGAAAGAUCGCCCUGUUCUUGUACUCCAGCAAAGGGGAUCUGAAAUCCAAAAGUGCACCAAAGGGAGACACCAAAUCCUCACCCCUGCCACCGCCCCAGCAGCCCACUGUCCUGGAGCCGUUCUUACUCCUGGUGCUCUCUCAACCCUCCCUCGUCAUGUCCGUGGAGAAACCAAAGCAGAAGCUGGAGCUCUCCUUCUAUGACUUCCGCAUCGAUGGAGCUGCCAUGAACAAGCAAAUCAGAGAUCACAGUCUGCCUCAAGCCAUGGACUACCCUGUUCCCUGGUUUCAAACAUGCCCUGGUAUGCCUGAUCCAAAGACUGGUGUCAAACCUGCUCUCUUCACCUUCACCGUCACAGACUUCAUGAUGCAGAGUGCAGCUGUGAUCAAGCUGAUGGUUGCACGACCCCUGAAGGUGAACUUCAGCCUGACCAAGCUUCAGCAGGCUAGGGAGUAUGCAAAGAGGCUGCAGGCAGUCAGGACCCAGGAACUCACCAAAGUACCGCGUGAGGUGGAGGAAAUUAGGCUGAUGACUACUCCUAGGGCAGGAGAGAAGUCUGUAGGCAUCAGUCUACCAGGACAGCAAACCAGCCAGCAGGAGAAGACCAAACCAAAGAGUUCAGCUCCCCCUCCAGAGGGCGUCCUACAGAACCUCAUGAUGCUCUCCCACUUCCAGUCCGUCGUCGUCGCCACUAGUCAGAUGGUUGUCGUCAUGGCAACGAUCCCUGACCCGGAUUUCCCUCACGUCGUGGCGUCGGUGGGAGGAACGAUGUUCGAGUCGGACUUUGUGGUCAAUCAGAAGACAGAGGAACUCUUCCAAGCAGACAGCACCGUCCAACUCUACGACUUCACUCUCAAGACUUCCCUCCAGCAGUGCACCAAGCCCCUACUCGGACCGGUGACCCUUGACCUUCUGCUGCGGACCAAUCACGAGCCUCACAGCGCAAGCGAGCUGAGCCCCCUUCUCCCAAGAAUCUUUGCCGACCUCAACGUGAGGAACAUCCCGAUCACGUUCGGUCAGGAGAAUCUGAACUGCUUGACGACGGUGAUCGAUAAGAUGAAUGAAGUGCUUGGAGAAGGAGGAGGGAAGGGUAGAGAGAAGAAGAAAGUUCCGGCCAAGAAAUUCAAGUUCAAAAUCGACCCGUCCGCUGCCUUGGCGCCGAGCGACGGCUCCUACUCCGCAGACGAGGAGGAUGACGAUGCCUGCGAGGAUGACGGCAAUGAAGAUUGGGAGGACGUCGACGAGGAAGAUGAACCACCGGAAGGCGUGACCCAGAUAGAGUACAAGGACGACCUGAGGACGGGGGCAUUUGAAUACUUCACUGAAGGACACACAGAGGAUGAGAUACCCCUCCCCAAUCAGAUUUUCUUCACCCCGCCCUCCCAGGAAGGGGGUCAUUGGGGCACCAUGGUCUGGACUUACCCUGAGCCUAGGAUGGACGUUGGACUGACCAUCACCCCUGUCCCGAUCUCAAACCCCAACGUGAGGCCCUUUGCCAGGAUGAAUAAGAUUCCAUGUAUUCUGCAGGCGUACAACAGUCGGCGGCAGUCCUUUCAGACGGUGAGGAAUUUCUUUGUGUCAGAGACCCAGAGGUAUCAUAAGAAGCAGAAGAUUGUGGAGAGUCGAGACUUGGUGGAAGAGAUGGAUGCGCAUAGCACAUGGAGGGUCGUGCUCAAUUCAAACAUGCAGAGGAAAGCACUGCAACAACCUCUGAAGCCACCGACCCCUGACAUCAUCCUGACCCCGAUGACCUUGGCUGCGUCGAUGAGGUUCGACACCGUCUUCGCUCCUCGUUUCAUCCAGUUCUGCCAUCUCAACCUGACUGUUGGUCUGAUUGAGCUCAGGCUCUCCAAUCACCUCAGUCAGCUUGGGAAAGGAGUGCCCGACUACCUGAAGGGUUUCACGCCUGACGCAAGCACUCCAAAGAACCAUGAAUUCAUGGUGGUCCGCAUCCCAGAAACCAAACUGAUCAUUGAGAGUUAUGGAGGAGUGCAUGCAAGGACCAGGAUCAGUGGUGAGUCUGGGCUAGCAGUGGACCUCCUGAACUACCACAACCUGACCAUGGCACCUCUGCUGGAGCCAGUCGAGUACGAGAUCGGUUACAGCUUCCGCAGUCUCACCGACAUUGAGGGCACAUUGGGAUUCGCUGACUUGACCUUCGUAGCGGGUCAAGGCACUGUUCAUACUCUGAGCAAAGUGGCCCAAGCUUGGACCCAGAAUUUGAAGCCUGAGGCGGAGCGUCUCUUCUACGGUCACUACCUCAUCUGCAAUGCAACCAAUCAGGCACUGCGGUUUGGUCAGGUGCACACGGAUGAAUCGGUGGUUCUCAAGAGCAGUGAGAUGCACGAGUACAGCUGGAGAACCCACAAGAAGGAGAAACAGGAGCUUCACGUCUGUAUGGAGAGCUGGCGAAACUUCCGCUGGUCGGAACCAUUCAGUAUCGACGGUGAUGAGGGAGAUACAACUGUCCGAGUGCUCCACAAUAGAGAUCAGACGGCGACCCUCUUCAUCCAAAUCAGAAAGAUCACUGCCCUUCAGCGACAAAUCAUCAUCACUGGAACCCAGACGUUCACCAACCGCUUGACCAUUCCGUUGGACGUCCAGGUCACUCGAAGGUCAAUCUCCCAGACAUCACCUCGAUCGAGCACUGCCAGCACCCAGGAGACGAGGACACUCCAGCCCAAGUCCAGCCUUCCUGCCCUGACCUGUGGUGAUGAAGACAUCACGGGGGUCUGUGUCAAAGUUCAGGGGUCAGACUGCGACUGGUCGGAGCAGUUUGCCAUUAGUGGGGAGAUGUGCAGCACAGAGACGGUUGUCAAGGUACCUUGUUCCGAUGGUAGGAGGUUCUAUUUCUGGUGUCAGAUCUUCACUGAGACACAUGAUGGAAGUGUGCAGAGAGUAGUUGUGUUCAGCCCCCUCUUCACUGUUCAGAGUCACCUCCCGUUCCCAGUCACCCUCCACUGUCAUGCAGCUAGGGGCAAUGAUACACAGGUCAUAGAGGUUAAAGGUCAAGGGUCACUCCAACAACUCUAUCAGAUCCCUCCCUUGGCAUGGUACAACCUCACCCUAGCAUCUACAAGUGAGAAGAGUGCCAGCUCUAGCUCAGCAGCUGUAUGCGUCUCUACUGAGAUGUUUGAGAACAUAGUCCAGCACCCAGAUGAGGCAGUGGGACUAAAGGGACUUGCAGACAGUCAUGAGGACCCGGAUAUGACUAAGUUUUGGCCCUACAAUCAUCCCGAUUAUACCAGCUCCGAGCUGCAUGCAUCUUCUCUGCAAAACAUCACCGUUGCUUCUCCAGCAGAAGAAGCUGGACACCCCUCCACCAGUCUGCAGGUUGGAAUGGUCCAGCACAGGUCGAAGGUCAACACAAUCAGGGUAGAGAUGAUGCCAUCUUGUCUGAUAGUGAAUGAGACAGGCAUGGACUUCACCAUUCAAGAAGAUGGGGGUGAAACUGUCAAGGUGAAGGGAGGGACCACCUGUGCUCCACAAAAGUUCAAAGCCAAGUUGUCACUGAGCUUGUCUCAUGAAGGAGAGGACUAUGUCUAUAAUGAUGUGGUGAAUCUCCUCAGUGAUCCUAACGCCCCUCCAACAAAGAAUGAACCUGUCCAGGGACUGCAGCUACAACCAGAGGGACAUGGGACCAUUGAACUUGUCAGUAGGGGUGUCCAUCUCGGAACGCAGAAGGUUGUUCAUGCUGCGUUGCAUUCCACCGUGAAACAUAACAUCCGGAUCCUGACACUCCGACCAAGAUUUGUCUUCCAAAACAACUCCAAACAAAAUGUCAAGAUACGAAUGGUGAACCUCAGAUCAGAAGAAAAGGUUUCCAUCCAAGCAAAUACCCUCCAGCCCAUCACCAUUCCCUCCAAGUCAUCAGAACACACCCCUCACCUCAAGUGGGAUAGUCCAGCAUGCAGCCAGCCAACCGGAUCCUUCCAUUACCUGUCUGUAGCCUUAUCUGACCAAUCAGCUGCAGAGGGGGCGUGGCUUGAUGAAUGGAGUGCUUGGUUGAAGAUUGAUAGUGAAUUCCCGAGGGUCCCAAUCACAGUACCAGUUACGAAGCCCUCAAAGACGUUCCAGUCCAAGAACAUUGUUACUUCUCCCAUGGUUGCCAUGGUGUACCAGCAUGAGGGCGUGACCUAUGUAACCUUUGACCGCGACCCUUCACCCAAGGUGCUCGUCAUCAAUCGAUGUCCCUUCCCUGUCCAUUUGGGGCAUUCUCAAGAACACACCAAGGUGGAAGAAGCAUUAGAGAUUGAAGAAGAGUCUGGCCCGAUGCCCAAGAUCCCCACCGUUCCUUCCAGCUCCGUCAUCCAUUACAACCCUCCCCUUGAAGCCCAAUCCAAGCAGUCCAACGUCCACAAGUUCCACUUUGCGGUCGCAAAACCCCCAGGAUCCGUCACCAUCCCCUCCUCCCAAUCCCUCAUGGAAGGAGGGUCAAAGGUCGAAGGUCAGCAGUGGAGUGAAGCGGUGGAUAUCGUGGACUCGUGCAACCCAACGAGGUCAGAGAUCGUUUCCAUGCCAUCAGGAGGGUAUCUCCUGGUCGCCACGGAGUGUGUGGGAACGUUGAUUCAUAUCUUUGUUGAUUCGCUGAACUCAAAGGACGAGCAGGUCGAAGAUUCGACGCCCGAUCCACCUCAGAUCAGUCAGUCUAUUGGGACUGGAGGUAUCAUAGUCAAGGUGAUGAAUGACCUGACCCCGGGUCAAGAGGUCAAGGAGAUCCUGCGGGUGACUGCUAAAGGGGUCGACUUCGUCAUGGUGGCCAGAGAGGACUUGAAGCGCACCAAGGCUCUCCAUGCUGUUCAUCUCAUUUCAUUCUCUGUCAAGAAGAUCCAGAUUGAUAACCAGAGCCAUGAUGGUGGAGGUUAUGACUUCCCGGUCAUCUUCAGAGGUCACAAGAGGAAAGAGGACAAGUUCCUGCCCGACAUUGACCACACCUACCAGCUGACCCCUGAGCGGUGGUACAACUUUGUCUACGCUGAAGCGCAGGAGAACAGAGAGGGCAGUUUCUUCUGGGCUCACGUCUUCGUGGAAAGUAACGAGGGCUUCGGUGAUCGUCUGCGCAACGCGGAAGUCGCUUUCCACAACAUGGAGGUGUACAUCGAGGACCAGUUUCUCCAUAAUGCCAAGAGCCUCGUGAAGACCUUCUCCCCGGUUGGUCUGGUCAAGAAAGAGCCCUCUGCAAGUUCUGGCCCCCCUUCAGCGGUCAAGCUAGCCAUGGAUGCCUUGAAGUCCCCUAUCGGCCUUCAGCAGCUGACCAUCCUACCCAUCUCCUUGACCGCCAGUGUCCACGCCUCACUCAAGAUGUUCCUCUCGCUUGACCAGACCAGACUUCAGUUCCAACGCUAUGAGACGGGACCCAUCUACGCGACCCAUCGACAGCUGGGUCAGGCCCUGACGCUGCAUUACACGUCGGGGGCGCUGUUCAAAGCAGGUUGGGCUAUUGGGUCAUUGGAUCUGAUUGGUAACCCGGCUGGUUUCCUUCGUAGCGCCCGUACAGGACUCUAUGACACGAUGUACCUGCCCUACGAAGGUCUGACCAGGGGACCCAGUGCCUUUGUGUCGGGCGUGGCUUCGGGCAUGUCAUCCUUAGUGCGCCAUCUAUCAGCUGGCACGCUUACCUCCAUCACAAAGUUUGCGUCCAGCAUGUCGCGCAACCUUGACCGGCUCUCGCUGGAUGCUGACCACGUGGCCAGACGCGAGGAAGAGAGACGUCGGGUCCCAGAGGGAAUGUCGUCUGCCAUCGCCCAAGGGCUCAGUAGCUUUGGAAUCAGUUUGCUAGGAGCCAUUGCUGGACUGGCUGACCAACCUCUGAGGAGCUUCCAAGGCGUCGGCUCGGACCCCUCCUCCGCCUCCCCUUCACAGCGAGCUAGAGGUGUGAUAUCGGGUGUGGGCAAGGGGCUGGUUGGGGCAGUGGUCAAACCCCUGGGCGGGGCCGCGGAACUGGUGGCCCAAACUGGACAGGGUAUUCUGCAUGGGACGGGACUUGAAGAGAAACUAACACCCAUAGGAGCACAGUACAUUGAGCUGAGAAGCACAGCCAUGAAUGCCAGACUCAAAUAUGAAUGGAAGAUGCUCCGUAGCCUCCCGACUUCAGAGAUCCUCUACCACGUCGACAUCACCUCCACGACUGUCCAAGGACUGCAGCGUGGGGGCGCCCUACUCCUCACCCCUGAAGUUCUGUACGUUGUGAGUUCAAGCGAGGACAUGCAGCAGCUAACCCUUCCCCUGUGUGACAUAGAGUGUCGACCGAUCAGGUUCAAUGAGAAAGCGCUGAAGGUUGUGGUCAAGAGCCCUACAGCUGUUAUGAAAGAAAAGACCCCUCCGACAGCAGACCGCGUGGCAGACUACGUGGCUGCAACCUCCGACACCUCUGGCCACGAGGACGAACCGGCGACCCCCAACUCCGACAGCCCGUCCGAAGCAUCAGGUCAAGGGUCGCAGGAAGUCCAGCGCUCGUACCAGUACAGCAUGCAGAUGGCCCACAGGGAAACCUUUCUGGCGAUGUACUGCGUGGCCAAGAAUCGGCUGGAAGGAGUUGGGUUCUGUUACGACGAGGGUGACAACAUAGAGUAUAGACAGUGGCAGCUGGCGGCAGAGAAGGCCAAGGCGACCGAGAUGUAGUGUGUGUGUGUGAGUGAUAACGGUGAUGACGGUAUCCUUUUCAUUUUUCCAAGCUUAUGAGUUAACUUUGAAUAAAUUUCAUGAAAGAUCUUAAUAUUUGGGGGAUGUAUUUCAUGAGUGAUAACAGUAUUGAAGAUAUCCCAUUGUUCAUUUUCAAAAUUUGUUUGCGAAAGCAUUUACAUACAAACAUAGAUCUACAUAUUUGGGACUGUAGAAUUGAAUGUUAUAUCCAACAGCCAUGAGAGUUUCAGUAGUGAUUCAAGAAACUCUAUAAAAAAAAUUCUAAUCAUUUAACUGUCAUCUUUUUUACUGUCAGUCAAGUUGCAGGAGUGGAAAACUUGAUGACGGUAACAGAGAAAAUGAUAAAGUAGCAUGUUAUGUUUUGGGGUUGUUUUUUUUUAACCUUCAUUUGUUUGUCAGUCUUUGGAUGGUUCUUGGCUGCACAUAUUUCAUUGGUCACCGUCUUAUCUGAGAAAAACACAUGCAUUAUGGUUGGAUAUAGAUUGUGGAUCAUUACAUAAUUUCAUGUGGCACGAUUGAUGUACAUGUAUUAAUUAUCACUUUACAGAUAUAUUAGAGUGAAAACCCACCUUGAAUUGCUUUGAUUGAUAAAUGUCUGUCUUAUUGAUUAAUGUCUGUCUGAUUGAGUUCAAUGAAAAAAUAAAAAAAAUCAUGAAGAAGAGAGAUUUGAAGAGUUGAAAACUAUAUGUGAUGACUGGACUAUUUGAUAGAACACUAGGUCAUGUGAUAGAUGAUUACCAUUAUGGAAUGAAAUUCCAAGUGUAUAUAAGAAACAAAAAUAUUUAUUUCUCUAUAAUUUAUUUGCAUUCUAACAUGUUGGUGUAGAUCACCGUAAUAUAUUCCAGCGAAAGGAA